AUGGAUGAGUUCCUGUCUACAGACUUGGUUGCCGACGUCGAUGAGGCCACAGACUUGUUUGGAGCGUCAGAUGCUGGUGACCCGGAAGGUGGUUCUGAUCCAUUAAAAGGGUUCAGGUUACGGUGGUCGAAGAAGAGAAGAGUUGAAGAGGAUGACGUUGUGCCAUCUCCAAGUUUGGUCAAUUCAGAUGCUCUUCCACAGAAUCAGCAACAGGUCUCAGAGCCUCCACUGUCAGCUGCUACUGAGAAGGAUCACACUACGUCUGUCACCAAUGCGUUUUUAACUGGAAUGGAACCUUCAACAAUUGUGUUGCCUUGGGAACAAUCAUGGUUGGCGCCAAUUUUUGGCGAUCCUCUUGCGGCACCAUCGUUGAGUAUGCCAGCAAACUGGAAUGCGCAGCUUCUGGAUCCCAUUGCAGAUGUUUUUCCAGGUGUUGAGGUGCAUCCAAAGGAACCUUUGGUUUUUGCAGUGUCGAAAUGUAUAAAGAACAGGGUUGACAGAUCGUUCAUUGAUGAGCGGGCAGUUCAGACUGACAAGGUGAUUGCGAAACUGAAGUGCUUGUUAGAGGUUGAGCUUGAGUUCAGUGGAGUUGGACGACAACUAAUGAGUGAGGCAACUGAGCAAGGCAGGUAUCACAAGGCGGCCAAGAGUGCUGAAAAGAAAAGUCUUUUAUUGCCAAUCUUGGCAUCGUCGACAGCAGUGGUCCACGACGAUUGGCUAUCAACGUGGCUGAAACUUCGCAGGCGAGCUGGAUUGAAGGUUGCCGGAGUUUUUGAUUGUGCAAUUCAGCCAGCUCCAGACCUCAACCGGGAGGGGGACUCGGACUCCAUCUAUGCUCGGGACCUUGCAGUGGCCCCGGUGAAAGCUCUGCAGCGAGUUCUCACUCUUAUUAGAGAUGGUGAAUUCGAAACAGAUCAACCUAGAGCCGACUUUUUCAAAGGGGCCAAUCCAUUGGCGCCAGGUACGCCAGCACCGGUUUUCCAGCCUGGAACGCCGGCAUUCCUGUCAAAGGAGAUGGGAGUUGAGCAUUGCGCUGCUGCAGGACCGGAAUAUGAAUGGGAGCACAUCACACCAAAGAAGGAGAGUGAGUGCAUAGAGGUUGACAGCGCAAUUCAAGCAUCCGAGAUCGAGGUCCUGUCAUCAUCGGAUUCGUCGUCUUCGACAUCAGGUUGUGAGGACGUCGACUCUGACGUGGAGCAUGAGGUUGAAGUCAGCCAUGACAGGCGUCCACCUGAUGAGGACGAAUUUUCAUUGGAUGCUAUGGUGAAGAAUGGAAGGACAGGUAUCAUACACCGUGUCCCAGACAUUGGUCCGGACAUUUCUGGAUCAAUCUAUGCAAAUGGCGAGCUUCUUCAAAAGAAGACUACGAAAUGUGGAAGGCUUACAUCAGCAGGCUUCAUUGUGGUACAAACAGUGCCAGAUUGGACCGCCAAAUGUCGUGUCUGUUUCAAAGGGUGCCGUGAGCCACCCAAACGUCGUUGA
Molecule: messenger RNA, 1482 nt
Organism: Cladocopium goreaui
Lineage: Eukaryota; Dinophyceae; Suessiales; Symbiodiniaceae
Source: the annotation of a GenBank genome assembly